AUGUCUCUCGGUUCAGCCAUGUACGACUACCAACGAGGCGGCACCACAAAACCCUCCGAGAUCCAUUCCUCCGCCUCCCACGACCAUCAUUCUUCGGCCAACGAUGCUCAGAAACCACCACUUCAGCGCAACACAACCAACCACUACGAGCAAGCUGUCGCAGCAGCCGGCCAAACUGCCGCCGGAAGCGGAACCGAGGAGAGACCUGCUCUCGACCGACAGCAGAGCUGGAAGAUGAGUGACUUGAAGCGCGAGCAUGCUGAGAAGAUGCUCAGUGUUGAGCCAAAGGGGCAGGGGUAUUCUUCGAAGUAG
Molecule: messenger RNA, 312 nt
Organism: Zymoseptoria tritici IPO323
Lineage: Eukaryota; Fungi; Ascomycota; Dothideomycetes; Mycosphaerellales; Mycosphaerellaceae
Exons: 2
Coding region: 1-312 (103 amino acids)
Source: RefSeq, a predicted model, not a curated record